CCUUUUCCGGGAGUCUCCAGCUGGCCCUGGUUUGUGUCAGGAGCGCAGUGUAGACAGGAGUUCUAAGUAGACUCAGUCUCACUAAGUUUCUUCUCUUUGGAAGUGGGGGAGGUUUUCCUGGGUUUUUUUUUUUUUUUUUAAGGCAGUUUUAAUAGCUUUGAAUACUCUCUUAAGUGGCUAAACAUAGGAAGGGGAGAAAGAACACGUCGGUUGUUAAAGCAGGGGAGGAAGAGAUACCUGCCCUAGAGCGUAACUCCUCUAGAAAUUAAUAUAUACACAUCACAGUAUUUUAAUAAAUCCCUAAAAUGUCGAGAUAUGUACAAGUCAAGGUAAAGAUGUGUGCGCGGAAGGGAAGGGGAACCGUGAGGACCGAGGGAACGGAGAUCUUAGCAAAGCCAUGUCUCAGGAUGGUGCUUCUCAGUUCCAAGAAGUCAUUCGACAAGAGCUAGAAUUAUCUGUGAAGAAGGAACUGGAAAAAAUACUUACCACAGCGCCAUCACAUGAGUUUGAGCACACUAAAAAAGACCUUGAUGGAUUUCGGAAGCUAUUCCAUCGAUUUUUGCAAGAAAAGGGACCUUCUGUGGAUUGGGGGAAAAUCCAGAGACCUCCAGAAGAUUCGAUUCAGCCCUAUGAAAAGAUAAAGGCCAGAGGCUUACCUGAUAAUAUAUCUUCUGUACUAAAUAAGCUGGUGGUGGUGAAACUCAAUGGUGGUUUGGGAACCAGCAUGGGCUGCAAAGGUCCGAAAAGUCUGAUUGGUGUGAGGAAUGAGAAUACCUUUUUGGAUCUGACCGUUCAGCAAAUUGAACAUUUGAACAAAACCUACAAUACAGAUGUUCCUCUUGUUCUAAUGAACUCUUUUAACACGGAUGAAGAUACAAAAAAAAUACUACAGAAGUACAAUCAUUGUCGUGUGAAAAUCUACACUUUUAAUCAAAGCAGGUACCCGAGGAUUAAUAAGGAAUCUUUACUGCCUGUAGCAAAGGAUGUCUCGUACUCAGGGGAAAAUACAGAAGCUUGGUACCCUCCAGGUCACGGUGAUAUUUACGCCAGUUUCUACAACUCUGGUUUGCUUGACACCCUUAUAGGAGAAGGCAAAGAGUAUAUUUUUGUGUCCAACAUAGAUAAUCUGGGUGCCACUGUGGAUCUUUAUAUUCUUAAUCAUCUAAUGAACCCACCCAAUGGGAAACCCUGUGAAUUUGUCAUGGAAGUCACAAAUAAAACACGUGCAGAUGUAAAGGGUGGGACCCUCACUCAGUAUGAAGGCAAACUGAGACUGGUGGAAAUCGCUCAAGUGCCAAAAGCACAUGUUGAUGAGUUCAAGUCUGUAUCAAAAUUCAAAAUAUUUAACACAAACAACCUAUGGAUCUCUCUUGCGGCAGUUAAAAGACUGCAAGAGCAAAAUGCUAUUGAUAUGGAAAUCAUUGUGAAUCCAAAGACUUUGGAUGGAGGCCUGAAUGUCAUUCAGUUAGAAACUGCAGUAGGGGCUGCCAUUAAAAGUUUUGAGAACUCUCUAGGUAUUAAUGUUCCUAGGAGCCGUUUUCUACCUGUCAAAACCACAUCAGAUCUCUUGCUUGUGAUGUCAAACCUCUAUAGCCUUAAUGCAGGAUCUUUGACAAUGAGUGAAAAGAGGGAAUUUCCUACAGUACCCUUGGUUAAAUUAGGCAGUUCUUUUACAAAGGUUCAGGAUUAUCUAAGGAGAUUUGAAAGUAUACCAGAUAUGCUUGAAUUGGAUCACCUCACAGUUUCAGGAGAUGUGACAUUUGGCAAGAAUGUUUCACUAAAGGGAACAGUUAUCAUCAUUGCAAAUCAUGGUGACCGAAUUGACAUCCCACCUGGAGCAGUAUUAGAGAACAAGAUUGUAUCUGGGAACCUUCGGAUCUUGGACCACUGAAAUGAAAAAAAAAAUACUGUGUACACUUCAUACUAAUUAUGGGCUAAACAGUUUCUUAACGAUGAAAUGUUCUCUAGGAUUCUAAAAUUGGCAGGUACUUUACUAUGCUACUGUACCCUGCAGUGUUAAUUUUUAAAGUAGAGUUUGCAAUAUGCUUUUAGUCCAAGAAAAGCACAGUUGGAAGCAAUACUUUUCUUUAAUGAGGAUCCUGAAAGUUCAUCUUAAAGUGCAAUAUUGUUUAAUCUUAAAACUGGGGCAGCUCUGCUGGAACAUCUUUGAACAGAGGCCUCAAUGAUGGUCACUUUGAAUUGCUUGUGAUUUAAAAAAUAAAGCUGUGAGGCAAUCCA
Molecule: messenger RNA, 2238 nt
Organism: Prionailurus viverrinus (fishing cat)
Lineage: Eukaryota; Metazoa; Chordata; Mammalia; Carnivora; Felidae
Gene: UGP2
Product: UDP-glucose pyrophosphorylase 2
Exons: 11
Coding region: 398-1891 (497 amino acids)
Biological process (GO): glycogen metabolic process; UDP-alpha-D-glucose metabolic process
Cellular component (GO): cytoplasm
Molecular function (GO): UTP:glucose-1-phosphate uridylyltransferase activity
Source: RefSeq, a predicted model, not a curated record